AUGUCACAGACUAAGAAUACGGCUUCGCAGCCGCUGCAGGCUUCUGCGCCUGCUGCUGCUGCUGCUGCUUCGGAGAGCGCCUCGGGCGUUUCGACAACGCCUCGGCCGAAAGGCUUGCCGUUGUACAAGAUCUACGAGCUGCCUGCUCCCAUACGGACCUUUCCGCUUCCUAGCUUCUACCCGAAUAAUCCAAUUUCUCUUUUCCAUGUCAUAUUCGCAUGGGCGAAACAAUCCUUGUUCCCACCGCCUGCUGAGCCGUCCAUUGUGCACGAGGGUGUCUGGUCCCCAACAUCCAAAUCUAUCAACAUCAUCGACGAGAAGUCCAUGCGCGCGCUGUGGGAACAAGGGUUCUACGGCAAGGGCAACUUAAGUCGUAGUGAGCCUAAUUGGCUGAAGCGCGAGCAUGUCAGGCGCGGACUGGUGCCAGGUCAGGUCAGCGAGUUGGUGACGGCCAGCAGACGUGAAGAGCGGAGGCAGAUGAAGUGGGAGAGAGCCAAAUCCGAACAAGAGGCCAUCAGACAGUUACGCAUACGAGAAGCACAACUAGCCGCCAAUCAGACCGCGGCCGAUGAUACAGUAAAACCGUCAAGCCCGUCUGUCGAGACUGAAGAAUCCCCAGCAAAAACCCAAUCCACCCAUGUUCCUGCACGAGAAGCCUCGACGGACACGGAACCCUUGCCUGAAUCAACAUCUUCUCUGUCUAAAUCCGAUGUUGCGGUCAACGACACCAAGACAGGUGUACCUGAAGUGUCCCGAGACAGCGAAGUGGCUGUCUUCACCGAGCCUGAGGCGCUUGAGCUUUCUCUUGAAGACGAUGCACCUACCGUCGACGAGCCAGCCAUUGAGCUGACCAACGGGACCUCGUCACAAGCUGUAGCUUCGACUAUCACCGCCGCCCAUCCGUCACUUCCGCUAAAGCCAGAAGCACACAUUCACUCUGGCAAGAUCGCGAAGCCCAGCGAUUUCCUACAGUCGAGAGAGGAAGCAUCGGGGGUUGUUGUCGAUUCAAAGACCGUCGUCAAGUCAGAAGAUGCACUGCCCACGCCUUUAUCGUUAAGCUUGGCCCCUGUUGGGCCGACCGAACUUCUUUCUCUUCCCAACUCCCACGGCUUCGUCGCAGCAACGACCGAGCAGAUUGCUGAAGCGUCUAUGAAUGGCGACUCUCAAAAGGUCGUUGUCCAGCACCUUGAGCCGGCGGAUUCCGACCCCGAGAGCACGAACGAUACAUCUCAACACUCUCUCACCAACGGUCAUUCUGUGCCGGUUGUCGCCACCAUAUUCCCCGUGGGGCCGUUGGAACUUCUCUCGUUACCCAACACCAACACGCCUCUUGUCAACGGGACAUCUAUUGACGAUGCCAACGAUGUUGACAGUGGCUCGACUGCAAACUUCCCGACGGUGGUGGAGAAGCUCUCGACGAUCCACGAGAACGCUGCCUUUGCCGACUCUGAAAACAAAAGCCGGACAGUGACGGGACACCUGAUCAAUGAUCUGGUCAACGGUGUGAACGGCGAGAGGGCCGCCCAUCUGAAUGGGUUGAAUGGCGUGGCCAAGUCAGCAGUUGCCUCGGCGGACAUCCCAUCGACGCCCAAGUCUACCAAGCGCCGUAAGAGCGUUCGCUUCUCGCCCAAGGUCGAGUCGGCUACUUAUGAGCUGUCCGAUCCUCCCAGUCCCAGUCUGGCUCUGUUCAACGUAACCAACGGAAAGGGCAUGGUGCCUGCCAACGGUACUGCGCUCGGGCCCAGUGUCCUUGAGGCAGAGUCCAAGGACAUAACCAAGUCCGACGACAGCAAAUCUCUUGAGACGUUGACCGAAGUCGAGGCGGAGUCAACCGAGACUAUCGAGAUCGUGAACAAGGAGCACCUUCAACUCACAUCGGAGGAAGCAUUUUUCCUCGCUUUUGGAAUGGGCGCCCUUCGGGUUGUCGACCAUGUGACCAAGGCCCCGAUUCCCACUGUUGAGCUCUUCAACUUGUUCCGAUCGUAUUCUUACUUCCCCUCCCGAAAGGUGGAAGAGCUUCAGCCCGACGACGGUUUCUUGGUCAACUACGCUGUCUACCACCACUUCCGCUCGCUCGGCUGGGUUCCCCGGGCAGGCAUCAAAUUCGGCGUGGACUGGAUGCUCUACGCCAGAGGCCCCGUGUUCGACCAUGCCGAGUUCGGCGCCAUCAUUCUGCCGUCCUACUCGGACCAAUGGUGGAAGGACAGCGACCGCCAGCUGCCGCGCAAGACGUGGCACUGGCUCCACGGCGUCGUGCGUGUGCUGUCUCACGUCCAGAAGAGUCUGGUCCUGGUCUACGUCGACGUCCCGGCGCCGCCCCAGUUCGACGAGGCGAUGAAGAAGGGCCCGACGGAGGUUUUCAAGCUAUACAAGAUCCGCGAGGUGAUGGUUAAGCGAUGGUCGAGCAACCGCAACAGAUGA
Messenger RNA from Colletotrichum higginsianum IMI 349063, 2421 nucleotides. RefSeq names its product tRNA intron endonuclease. Gene Ontology annotation, cellular component: tRNA-intron endonuclease complex. Gene Ontology annotation, biological process: tRNA-type intron splice site recognition and cleavage; tRNA splicing, via endonucleolytic cleavage and ligation. The transcript has a single exon. Gene Ontology annotation, molecular function: nucleic acid binding; tRNA-intron lyase activity. Bases 1 to 2421 code for a protein of 806 amino acids. The record is from RefSeq and is a predicted model, not a curated record. Lineage: Eukaryota; Fungi; Ascomycota; Sordariomycetes; Glomerellales; Glomerellaceae.